AGCGUCUUAGACAUGCAGCUGUCGGGUGACGAGAGGGAUGUAGAGAGUUGGGUCUCAACUGGCGAGGCUCUUGCUGCCCCAGCAUCUUCCAUUCGUUUAACCUGUUUUUCAUAGUGCCAAAAUCACAGUAUGAAUGUAGGCAUGACUGAACAGGCUCUCAUCUAAAUGUCUCGUAUGCAUGCGCCCUGUGUCGUGCUCUACAUUUAGUAUACGAUCAGCUGGAAAUAGCUUGAAACGAAACACCGUUCUUGCAUUCGCUGUGUACUCCUUUUCUCAGGGAAUACACCCACAACUAUCAGUCCAUUUCGCUAAGGCUAAGCUGGAAGCAGCGGUGCAUAGGCAUGCGAUCAUAAUGAGUGGCCAAAGACGGAAAGAUUGACGCAGUUUCGGCUCCAUAAUGGGCCUCGGGCUCGGAAAGAACAAAAUGCGGCUGCCGUCGGAGUACAACAUCAAAGUCUCCAGCGUGAGGGCGAAAAUCGACCGACGGCCGACCAUCAUCGACGAAUCUUCAAAUGUUGUCCUCAAGUACAAGACGCCCCACUUUAGGGCUUCGGCGACGGUUCGUUUUCCGCCAAUACCGGCGGACGAAGUAUGGACCGUAGGCUGGGUUCAGGCCUGUACAAAGAUGACAUUUGCCAACACAUACGGAGAAUAUGGAACCUCUAGUUGGGAGAUACCGCAGCUGAAGGAUAACCUAUACACGGCCAUCAGUGACUCUGACGGCAGGCACUACCCGUGGUACGGAGCGACGACGGAGAUCUUCACUGUGCAGGGCCCGCGAAGCAAAUGGACCGUCGGCCACGUGGCGAUGAACGACAAUUUCUACCCGUGCGUCACGUGGGACGUGCCGCUCAGCAACCGUCACGUGCCGAAGCUGACGCGCAUACAGCGCGACCAGAGCUUCAACACGUGGCUGGUCGCCAUGAGCAACGUCACCGGGCAGAUCAUCGUGCUGAAGACGAUCCAGUGGCGGAUGCGGCUCGAGAUCAAAGUCGAUCCGAAGAAGCUGCUCGGCCAGCGGUCGACGCUCGUCUCCGAUCCCGAGCAGGAGCAGCCGACGGUGCUAUGCGCUAACGUGCACGUGCCGCCGUGCGCGCUGCGGGCGCCCAGCGCCAACAACGCUCAAAUGUUGCUAUGGAAACCGACGAACGGGAGCGCCCGCGUAGCGAUACCGCCGAAGUGCGGCAACAACAACGAGACGCGAGAGAUAAAGACGUCCUGACGGCAAGCGCUGCAGCUGCUUCUCGUCGCUUCUGCCGCAGCGGCUCCGACGUCAGAGACCUUGGUGUAGCGUGCCGUAUACUGCUUGGCAAAACGGGGCUGAAACUCGAAAACUCGCGUCAUUCUUCUCGCUACCAAACUUUUAUUAUUUAAAAAAAGGGCAGAGCAUAUCGCACUUUCAGGAAGUGGAUAAUCGUAAUAGUCAAUUUCAUGUGCGUCAAACGAAACUAGUCAUACGUAUGGAAAUGCUGAUAUUUGGCGCAGCUCCUGCUGAUGCAAACGUUCGGUAUCACGUAUUUCGAUACCGAACGUUUGCACAACAGUCUAUUAUGUAUUUGUUAUUUAAAUACUCGCCACUCUUUUAAUACGGAAGCAGCUGAGAAAUGUGAUAUGAAAUAUUAUCUUCAACAUAGAAUUUUUGAUACCGUCAUAGGUAUGAGUUUCGUGUAAAUUACGUUUGUUGAUAUAUUUAUUCUAUGCAGGGUGUAAGUAUUUUCACACUGUACUGGUGCUCACCAAGACGUUGAAAAAAGUUUUAUAGAAACGA
This is a messenger RNA of Priapulus caudatus, 1768 nucleotides long. Its product is annotated as protein FAM78B-like. The record is from RefSeq and is a predicted model, not a curated record. The transcript is spliced from 3 exons. Bases 398 to 1222 code for a protein of 274 amino acids. NCBI's taxonomy places the organism in Eukaryota, Metazoa, Priapulida, Priapulimorpha, Priapulimorphida, Priapulidae.